ACACGUAACUACUCAUAAACAGAUUGGACCCGGAAUUGAAUUGAAAAGAUAUAGCAAAGAUAAAUUCAAUCGGAGUAAUCUGAGACAGUAUUGCGAUUCCUUUUGUUUUCCUGAAUUUACGUUUGUGAUAAAUUUAGAUAUACGUGAUCUGUUAUAGGGUGAUAAAGGGAAGUAAAAUUGGAAGAGAGGAAGAGAAUGGAAGGUCCUAGCAAUGGGGGAAUGUUAUACCACGAAGUCCAAGAAGCAAAGCUGUGUGCUGUGCAUUGUGUGAAUACAGUUUUACAAGGCCCUUUCUUUUCUGAGUUCGAUUUGGCAGCACUCGCUUCCGAUCUCGAUCGGACGGAGAGGCAGAUGAUGAUGCAAUCUACUGUUGGUGCUGGGGACUUUCGCACCGACGAGUCGCACAACGUUUCCUUAGGUGGUGAUUUCAGCAUCCAGGUCUUGCAGAAGGCCUUGGAGGUGUGGGAUUUGCAGGUCAUUCCUUUGGAUUCGCCGGUGGCUGAACCAGCCCAAGUUGACCCUGAGCUUGAAAAUGCCUUUAUAUGCCAUUUGCAGGAUCACUGGUUUUCCAUAAGAAAGGUAAAUGGGGAGUGGUAUAAUUUUGAUAGCUUAUAUGCGGCUCCAGAGCACCUUUCCAAGUUCUACCUUUCUGCUUAUCUUGACUCACUAAAAGGUGCUGGCUGGAGUAUCUUCCUUGUGAGGGGAAACUUUCCAAGAGAGUGUCCUCUUUCAUCUUCCGAAGCUUUGAAUGGGUAUGGUCAGUGGUUGACUUCUGAAGAUUGUGUGAGGAUAUUAAAAUCCUGUAACUCAAAGGGUGAAUCAUCGCGCCCCCUUGAUCCAAUCAGGAGGCAGCCUACUGACCAGUUCACAUCACUUUCUGAGGCAGAACUUCUUGCCAUGGAGGACGAAGAUUUAAAAGCUGCUAUAGCUGCCAGCUUGAUGGAUUCUGCCCCUGCCAUCCCCAGCUCAAAAUUUGAUCUCUGUUCUACAGAGAAAUCAAAUUGAGUGUGUGUACUGCAUAUAAACACACCCCAGUUCAAGUUGUGCUUCGUACUACAUGUCUUUGUUAGGAUGACUGAGCUCUUCCAUGCUUGUAAUGCCUUUGUGCUUGCCGUGUAUGCGUUUAAUGGGGGCUCAUCAUAUCUAACUCAACAAUAUACGUCGCAUAAGCUAUUGUGCCAGUGGCAAAAAAAACCUUAAGAAUUUCCACUGCGAGGUAGAAUGUCAAUUUUUCCCUUCUUUCCCUGUCAGGCAUCACAGUAUGUAACCUGCAGCGUGCGUAAUACAAUUUGAUUUGCUUGCAA
Messenger RNA from Beta vulgaris subsp. vulgaris (sugar beet), 1304 nucleotides. Its product is annotated as ataxin-3 homolog. The transcript has 2 exons. Bases 196 to 1005 code for a protein of 269 amino acids. The record is from RefSeq and is a predicted model, not a curated record. Gene Ontology annotation, cellular component: nucleus. Gene Ontology annotation, molecular function: cysteine-type deubiquitinase activity. Lineage: Eukaryota; Viridiplantae; Streptophyta; Magnoliopsida; Caryophyllales; Amaranthaceae. Gene Ontology annotation, biological process: protein deubiquitination.